AUGUCCUUCGAUAGAGACCCCGAACAGACUCCUACCAUCUUGACGUCCCAACCACUCCGGCCAUCCCAAUAUGCUACGCCGAUCGACCACACCAACUUCUCAUCGAAUAUGUCUCCGUCUCCUUCGAGAGACUCCGUUAUCGCCCGCAUCCAGAUACAGUCGACACAAAUUCCGAAGGCGUGGGUAUCCCCCAUCUGCGGCGCCGGCGCCGGCUUUGCUUCGGGCAUUGUCACUUGUCCUCUCGAUGUGAUCAAGACCAAGCUUCAAGCGCAGGGCGGAUUUACCCCGAGGCUGCAGUCUAAGAAUCCAUAUGGCAGCAUCCAACAACCAUACAAAGGCAUCAUUGGCACUGGCAGCGUCAUAUGGCGGGAAGAAGGAAUCCGUGGCAUGUAUAGAGGCUUAGGCCCCAUGCUAUUGGGCUAUCUACCAACAUGGGCGGUCUAUCUGACGGUAUAUGAAAAUACCCGAGAGUUCUGGUACGAUCAAUGUGGCAGCUGGUGGGUAGCUCGCUGCUAUUCGUCGCUCACCGCCGGCGCCUGUUCCACCAUCUUGACAAACCCCAUCUGGGUCAUCAAAACUCGGUUGAUGUCCCAAUCCAACAAAUCCGCUACUGCCAGUGACGGAAUGCGUGCCCCCUGGCAUUAUACUUCUACAAUCGAUGCCGCUCGCAAAAUGUACCGCACCGAGGGGUUUCGAUCUUUCUACUCUGGCCUGACCCCGGCCCUGCUAGGUCUCACUCACGUCGCAGUUCAAUUUCCCCUGUACGAAUUCUUCAAGAUGAAAUUCACCGGAUUCGGCAUGGGUGAGCAUCCACCCGAGGACAGCACCUCGAAUUGGCUCGGUAUCUCUGCCGCCACAUUUCUGAGCAAAGUCUGUGCGUCGACCGCCACCUACCCUCACGAGGUUUUACGCACUCGUUUACAAACGCAACAACGCAGAUCGGCGCUUACAACGUCAGACGGCAUGAAAGUACAAGCGCGCUACUCGGGCAUCUGGCAUAUGUGCAAGGUCAUUCUCAAAGAGGAGGGCUGGCGUGCAUUCUAUGCGGGCAUCGGCACAAACCUCAUCCGCGCGGUGCCGGCGGCCAUGACCACCAUGCUAACCUACGAAUGGUUGCGUAAUGUUAUUACUCGAGCGCAGGAAAAGGGCGAAGAGCUGAAGAAGUCGGCUGACGAAUAUCCUGUAUGA
Fonsecaea multimorphosa CBS 102226 is the source of this 1188-nucleotide messenger RNA. RefSeq lists its product as uncharacterized. Gene Ontology annotation, biological process: pyrimidine nucleotide import into mitochondrion. The transcript has a single exon. Gene Ontology annotation, cellular component: mitochondrion. Gene Ontology annotation, molecular function: pyrimidine nucleotide transmembrane transporter activity. The record is from RefSeq and is a predicted model, not a curated record. Lineage: Eukaryota; Fungi; Ascomycota; Eurotiomycetes; Chaetothyriales; Herpotrichiellaceae. Bases 1 to 1188 code for a protein of 395 amino acids.